Molecule: messenger RNA, 3959 nt
Organism: Paralichthys olivaceus (Japanese flounder)
Lineage: Eukaryota; Metazoa; Chordata; Actinopteri; Pleuronectiformes; Paralichthyidae
Source: RefSeq, a predicted model, not a curated record
CUGAUCCGAACUGAUCCGAACCGAUCCGAGCUGAUCCGAACUGAUCCGAACCGAUCCGAGCUGAUCCGGACAGUCUCCGGAUCUCCACCUUUUCCGCGGCCCCGGGGCAUGCUGGGAUUUACCUGGACUUCCACCUGAGUGGACAGACUUCCGGAUGAACCCACCCGCUGCUCCGACCACCGGUUGAUUGUGGAUCCCGGUGGCGGCUGUUUAACCCGCUUUAUCAACCCGGGUCAACUGAUCCGGGUCAGAUGCAGUGAAAGUCCUGAGGUCUGGCGGAGGACAUGCGUCUGUCCGGCCGCUGCAGCCGGGACGGAGAGGCGGUGUCCGGCCUCAGGGAGCUGGAGGCUCUGCGGCAGCGGCAGGAGGAGCUGGUCCGGAGGGCGCUGGAGGAGGAGGAGGAAGAGGAGGAGGAGGAAGAUGUCCUGCUGCUCAGGAAACAGCUGGUAGGUCUCAUGACCUCUGACCCUGGUCUGCACAGACUCAGGUGUGACGUCAAAGAAGAGCGGUGCAACUGUUUGGACUGUGACGUUCUGGUUGGAGGACGUUGUGAUGACUUGUCUGGAACAGUUCGUCGCUCACUCUCUGCCCCUCACCCACACACCCUGGAUUCUGUCUCCUGUUGCUCCCAGUCGAAGAAUCGCUGCAACCUGGUGAUCCAAAAUGGCAGCGACGUGUACCGUUACCCAAGCCCGCUGCACGCCGUGGCAGUCCAGAGUCCGAGCUUCCUUCAGAUGUUGGGUCAUUGCAGUCACAGCGUAGACGAUGGACUUCUGAAAACCAUUGAAGCUGGUGUUAAAGUUAUCAAACCAGAGUCUGCUUCUGUUGCAGCUCCUCUUGUACCUCAGAGCUCAUCCUGGUCGGCCUCCUCUUCUUCCCACACUCAGUCUCAGAAGCAUCUGGACAGCUACAUCUACAGUCUAGUACAGCGGAGAGCCCUGCCCAUCAGGACCAGCAGACCCAGGACCAGCAUCAGCACUGAACCGUCAAAGAGCUUUCUGAGGCAGGCAAGUCUAUGUGUGAGGCAGGUGUCUGGUCCUGGUUUAAAGACUUUGAAGGGGUCUGAACUGGAACCCACCAGCACAGCAGCAACCUUGUCUCCUCAGAGGCAUUGGUCCGUGGAGACUAAAGCAGAGAAGGUGGAGACCUUAAAUAGCGUCUAUGGCGGCAGCGUUGACACAAAGCAAGAUGGCUUCAAGAUUAAUAGCAGUGACUUGGCACGAAACCAGAGCAGCUCUCUAAUGAACCCAAGUCUGCUGACAAAGAAGAGCAAAGUGUUGCUCCCUCUGUCAGCAGUGGCCAUCGCCACUAUGCAUAAAGACGUCAAGGAGCCUGGCACUCCCAAAGCUGACUCCACCCCCAAGGCGACCAAGCAGCCAUGUUACUCGCCUGACCCAGCACUGCUCCUCAGAUCUCCUCCGGCUGUCAAAACACAAUCAGCCUCUCCUACGAACAGCCCCAAGCUUCUGCAAGCCGACCAGACGGAGAAAGGUGACAGGUCAGUACUGGAGCUUACAGUUCUAGGGUCCUCCUCUCAGACUCCGGACAAAGCAAGAGGUGGAGGAGGACGAAGGAGUCACAUGGUUAACACUAAGAACAUUCCUGCCCAGCGGCAGAACAUCAAACUCUGCAAAGGGAGCAGAAAGAAUACCAAGACUGUCAAGGUGAAGAUCACCACGUCGAUGAAGAUGAGUCUGACCCCUGAACACAAUGAGCCUUCAGAGAGAGAAGAGGAUAAAUCUCACCGCAGGUCCAGUUCUAAAGAGUCCCAGCUACUGGAGGAUGGAGGUUCUACCAACAUUAAAGUCUCCAAGACAGCACCUGGCACUGCUUCCUCAUCCAUAAUCAAACGCCUUCCCUUGUCCAUCCCAGAAGGCCGAGUCCUGGAUAAAUACACCACACUGACACUAACCAGUGUGCGGUCAGGCACGUCCAAGUACUGUUACCAUGGAAACCUCCACCACCACAGUCACCAUCAUCACCAUCACCACAGGCGUGACCAGGUAAUGGUUGUUGCUAAACCAAAACACAAACGCCAUGAUUACCGGCGGCUACGUGUGACCAUGGAUGUCGCACAUGAGGCGUUCAGACGCACUCAGGGAAAGCAGAGAAAAGAGCGUCUCAGUAUUUCUGCAGCCAACAUGUACCGCCCCUCCAGUGGGCAGCUGAGGAGCCCGUACUCUUACAUUGGAAGAAGUGACUCUGAGUAUUCUGCCGAGUGUGCGUCGCUCUUUCACUCCACCAUCAUGGACACCAGUGAGGACGAGAGAUCCAACUACACCACCAACCGCUUUGGAGACAGUGAGUCUGUGGAGGAGAGCACCACCAGCAGUGGUACUGAGGAGAGUGGAGCUGGCGGUGGGACAGGUGGAAUGGGCAAAUGCUGGAACCAGUUGGGGGCACCAGGGGCCAGGGUGAUGGGGCAAGACAGGAGUCCACCUCAGGUGAAGGCCUUCGUCAAGAUUAAAGCCUCUCACAACCUGAAGAAGAAGAUCCUGAGGUUCAGGUCAGGUUCACUCAAACUCAUGACCACUGUGUGAGUCAGCGGGAGGCAGGAAACCACCGUCCUGCCAAAGUGGACCAGAGUCCUACCUGCUGGAAUGUCUUACCCAUGCACUUCUUAUGUUCCUGAACCUAAUACACUGUAAAACAUGGGACACUUAUGAAACUAAGAGACUAAACCACACCACACAACUCUUGUAAGAACCAUGUGGCACAGGAACUCUGUUCACUGGUUGAGUUCAUCUGAGCGACUCAGUGUGAUCACGACUCCAGGAGCUGCUGUUUUCUAAAUACUGUGGGGGGUGCUCAUCUUUCCUCUUGGGUUCUUCAGCAUGAUGUUUAAAGAGGGAAUGUUCUGGUGCACUUUGUCAUCAGUAGCCUUUCAGUGAUUGGCUCACAUAUCAGCUUCACAUGUGCGACUGUUCAUCUAAAUGACUCCUUGUCUUUAGGUUUCUGGUUACACCAAGUUUCAUUUUGGGAAACUACAGAUUGUAAAGGGUGGGCUUGAAUCCAGCCAAUCAAAUUGUUGUGCUUCCUGUUCCUGUCUCUCCUGGUUCAACAAGUGCCUCAAUGGAAGUGAACCCGGCUGUGAGACCUGCUUCAAACAAACAUGUCGUCCAACCAGGUCCAGAAAUCCCUGCUCUGACUUUUCACCAUCACUGUUCCUCCUUCAGAAGAGUUUCUGUAACUAGGCAACCAACUGCAGAAGGGAUCAUCUACUUCCUGUUUACAUCACAUGACCAGUGUAGGUGAACGGUCAUGUGAUUCCAGGUGUGUUAGCGUGGACAGAGAUUGUUUUAGUUUUUAAAUGAGUUCCCAACCGGACACAAGACCAACAGCAGCUUCUCCAGGUCCAGACUCCUGCGGUCGGAAAGUCUUAACAAAUAGAUUUGCUGUCCCUCAGUUGUAAAUUACUUUGGAGAAAAAUUUGUGAAUUCAUUUAAAUGGCAGAAUUUCACCACAAGACAUUUCAUUUCUUUUAACAGCAACAAAAAAUCAAGAAGACUUUUACCCUGGUUUUGAUGUGGAUUGAGUUUUGAGACAUGUGGUCGUUCGUCUCCAGGUUUCUGAGCAUCGGUUCAUCUCCAUUCUCGGCCUCUAAGUUUGUAUAUUCAGAAUAUUUAAAUAUCACUAUAACCUGGUUUCUGUUGAAAUUCCCAAAACCAAACGGAGCUUCCACACCAUCACUGUACAAAGUCACAAAGAGGUUUCAGACACAGUCAAUGAUGUGGGCGGCUCUUUGUUUGAAGCAGGGUGUGCGUCCGGUCGUCAGAGUUGUUUGGAAACGUCCGCAGAUGUUUAUGUCUCCAGAAGGUUCCUCACUGUCCUCAGUGAUGUCUUUAUUUCCUGGACGGGACGGACUGUGUCACCUCGUUCAUCUGUUGUUUGUUUGUAUCUUGUUAGCUCUUUGCUGAAACACGACAGGUUUCUGUAAAUGCUUCUGUUUUUAUCAAUGA